AUGGGCAAGAGUCUUAUCUUAGUUGGAGGAUAUACUUUUUCUAAACCAACCAAUGGCAACAACUGGGUGUGCUCUACGAAAAACCGUGCGUGCAAAGCGAAGCUGAAACUGGAUGACGCUGGCUAUAUAAUUAAAAUUUACAAUCAACACAGUCAUCCGCCCCGAAAAUUUAUAAAAACUACUACUGGAGAAUUCAUAAGAGUAUGA
Parnassius mnemosyne (clouded apollo) is the source of this 207-nucleotide messenger RNA. NCBI's taxonomy places the organism in Eukaryota, Metazoa, Arthropoda, Insecta, Lepidoptera, Papilionidae. The record is from the annotation of a GenBank genome assembly.